This is a messenger RNA of Carcharodon carcharias (great white shark), 2491 nucleotides long. It is a transcript of the gene nsun6, whose product is annotated as NOP2/Sun RNA methyltransferase 6. The record is from RefSeq and is a predicted model, not a curated record. Gene Ontology annotation, biological process: RNA methylation. NCBI's taxonomy places the organism in Eukaryota, Metazoa, Chordata, Chondrichthyes, Lamniformes, Lamnidae. The transcript has 12 exons. Gene Ontology annotation, molecular function: methyltransferase activity; RNA binding. The coding region runs from base 445 to 1872 and encodes 475 amino acids.
AGGGGUUUUGUCCCACAGGAAAUAUAGUGUUGACUCUUGACUUCAAGUCGUGAAUCAAUGAGGGGCAGAAUGGCCUACUCCUGUUUCUAAUUCGUAUGUAUGAGCAUUGGAGAGAGGGUGUAGUGGUACUUCAUGAGUAGUGAGGUAGCAGCUUUGCAGGUGGUGGAGGAUGAACAGAAAACAGAGUGUGUAUGUAUCAGAGGGAACGCGCUGAGGGCGGUACUAGGAAUAUGUCCAGGAGUAGGGUGGGCAUGUAAUUUCCUGCACAAAAACAGAAUUACCUGGAAAAACUCAGCAGGUCUGGCAGCAUCGGCGGAGAAGAAAAGAGUUGACGUUUCGAGUCCUCAUGACCCUUCGACAGAACUUGAGUUCGAGUCCAGGAAAGAGCUGAAAUAUAAGCUGGUUUAAGUGAACUUGGGCUGUGAGAUUACUGAAUAAAGAAAAAUGGCCUCUGUAUUCCCAAAAAUUUCUCUGAAGCCAGAGGUGGAGGCAUAUCUCCAAAGUGUCUUUAAAAACAAAGAGCUUUUGGCAGCUUUGGGAUCUGAACAGUCGGAGUUGAAAUUUGAAGCCCUUUUAAACCGUUUAUCGCAUCCUCCAGCUUUCACAAGCAUCAGGGUCAAUACUUGUGCAGCCUCCACUGACCAUAUUAAAAAACUGGUGACUGAAGAGAUCCAGAAGCAGUUUAAAGGAUGGCCUAUGAGCGAUAUUCCAGUGUUAGAACAUCCGGAGCUUCCAGAUGCUCUUGUAAUUCCAGUUCUUGGUCCUAGGUUAAAUCUACAGAGACAUUCCAUUGAAGUGAUUGUGGGAGCACAAUGUGGGAAUGCUGUUCUUCGUGGAGCACAUGUUUUUAUUCCUGGCAUACUAUCAGCUCCAAAAUUUAUGAAAGCUGGUGAUGCAGUUUCUGUAUAUUCAGAUAUUUGUGGCAAAUGUAAAAGGGGUGCAGUAGAAUUCAUGGGACCAAAAGCAUUUGUAGGGAAUGGAAUUGCUGAAUUAAGCCGCAAUGAAAUAUUUUGUUCAAACAACAUUUUAAGGGGUGUGGGAAUCAGAAUGACGGAGCCAGUUUACAUCUGCCCAUCAUUUGACAACUUCUUAUCUAGUUUUGUGUUUUUACAGAACUUGCCAUCUGUGGUAGUGAGUCAUGUGUUGGACCCUAAACCUGGAGAGAGAAUCUUGGAUAUUUGCGCUGCUCCUGGUGGAAAGACUACUCAUAUUGCAGCAUUAAUGAAUGAUAAGGGGGAAGUAAUAGCAAUGGAUAAGAUUGCAAAUAAGGUGAAGAAGAUAAAGCAGAAUGCUGUGAAUUUGCAGCUGAAGUGUAUAAAAGUGUUUUGUUAUGAUGGAACUAAAGCCCUGGCAAAGCAAGGCAUUUGGGAUGGGCAAGCAGGGCCUCCAUUCCUACCGGAAUCUUUUGAUCGUGCACUUCUGGACGCACCUUGCAGCGGGUUAGGUCAGAGACCAAAUAUGGCCUGUGAUUGGAGCUUAAAGGAAAUCACUUCUUAUCCGCCGUUACAACGGAAGCUGUUCAGAGUGGCAGUCAAUUUACUAAAACCUGGAGGUAUUUUGGUGUAUAGCACCUGUACAAUAACAUUGGCAGAAAAUGAAGAACAGGUUGCCUGGGCACUUGAUUCAUUUCCUUGUUUACACCUACAGUCACAGGAACCUCACCUGGGUGGAGAAGGAAUGAUGGGUGCUGGACUAUCAUAUGAUCAGCGGAAAUUGCUGCAGAGGUUUGACCCAUCCAGUGUGACUGAAGGGGGCACCAAUGUUGUUUCUUCAGAUCUGAAUAGCAGUCAGAUAGCACAUUUAAUCAAAUCUGCCAAUAAGGACACAAUAGGCUUCUUUAUUGCUAAAUUUGUGAAGGUGCAGGAUGCCUAACAGUUAUCAAGUGUCAUAAAAGAUUUUAAAAACUCCAAAUACUAGAAAUCUGAAAUAAAAACAGACAAUGCUGGAAAUAAAGAGAUCAGUUAACAUCGCUAAGGAAUAAAGGCAGGUUAUUGAUAUUUCAAGUGUGUACCCAUUCAUUAAUAGCUUAAUAAUUUGUAUGCUCCUUGUAAACUGGUUAACACCUGAAGCUCAGUUGUGAGCACCAUCAGUUUAUUGUUACUAUGACAGCAAGCCAAAGGCAUUGUUGCUAUGGUAGCAAUAGAUUUUGCCAGCUGUUCAAUUAUAUCAUAAACCAUGUGCUGAAAAAGGUCAUAAGGAGCUUUUGCAUUUCAUGGAACCCAGAUUGCAAUAUCUAGUUUAUUUAAACCACUUCCUCAGUAAAUUUUUCUAAUGUUUUGUAUAUGGAAACAGAAAUGCAACAUGCGUUUUACAUGAAGCUAUUGUUGAGUAUGUACUUAAUGUCGAAUUUUUGAGUUUCAUUUUAAACAUUUAAGCAUAACUUAAUAUUUUCUGUAAGUUAUAAAAUAGAAAUGUGAAACAUUAGUCAAUCUUAUAUUUUGUUGUAUUAAUGUUUUAUAUGCAAUUUCUCUAUUAAAGGAAAUAGACUAAA